Molecule: messenger RNA, 954 nt
Organism: Dictyostelium discoideum AX4
Lineage: Eukaryota; Evosea; Eumycetozoa; Dictyosteliales; Dictyosteliaceae
Exons: 3
Coding region: 1-954 (317 amino acids)
Source: RefSeq, a predicted model, not a curated record
AUGUAUUUAAUAAAAUUACUUUUUUUAUUAAUAUUUUUAUUUGGAAAUGCAUCUAGCUAUUCAAUUUCAUUAUUAAAUGUUAUAGGAACUACUAUAUAUGCUAGUAAUUAUGGUUGUCGAUUUCUAAUAUAUUUACAUGUUAGUGAUUAUAGUGACGAGGGUACUCAAAAUUUAACAGCAAGCGCUCCAUUUUCAAUAGAAUGCCAAGAAGUUGGAAAUAAAAAUAGUUAUUGUUUAAUAGAGGAAAUCAAUACUAUUUAUCAAGGUUCAGGUACUAUUAAUAUAACUGAUGAAGCUGAAACUGUAUUUCAAAUUCCAUAUAAAUGUUUAGAAUUUGAUGUUAAUAAAAUUAAUGUAACUUUGGUAAAUGGAAUUUAUAGAACUUCUAUCGCUUCUGAAUAUGAAGGUAUUUUAAGAUUAGAUGGUUUGGAUGAAAAUUCAGAAAAAUCUGACAUCAUUAAUAAUCCAUACUGUUCUUAUCUUAGUUGUUCUUUGAAACAAAUCUCAAUUGGAUCAAAAUAUUUUAGAUUGAAACUCAAAAACUUUCCCUAUACAGAAAAUUUAACAGCUCCUUUGGAAAUUGAAAUUCAAUAUAAAAAUAGUGAUGAAUAUUUUCCAUACACAAUUUCAGAUCACUUGUUUAAAUCUAAAUCAGAUAAUAUAACAGAUUUUGUAACCUAUCCUUCAAAUCUUGUAGGUGUCCCUUUAGGUGGUUUAAAUUUGGGAAGUUCCUUCUCUUUUAAAUCCAUUUAUCUUCCAAUGCAAAGUGUUUAUGAAAUUGAAAUUGAAGGUUUUACAUCCCCGAAUGCAUUAUAUCCAAUUUAUGGGACAAAUGAUUCAACAACAUAUCUAUACCAUUUACCAGAUACUGGAGAUCGUUCUUUUGUCAUUUAUUAUCAAAAUGAAACUGGUUUUGCUAGAAAUAAUAAUUUUUAUUCCUAUAAUGGCAAGUAA